Papaver somniferum (opium poppy) is the source of this 1156-nucleotide messenger RNA. RefSeq names its product peroxidase 44-like. Gene Ontology annotation, molecular function: peroxidase activity; heme binding. The transcript has 4 exons. The record is from RefSeq and is a predicted model, not a curated record. NCBI's taxonomy places the organism in Eukaryota, Viridiplantae, Streptophyta, Magnoliopsida, Ranunculales, Papaveraceae. Gene Ontology annotation, biological process: hydrogen peroxide catabolic process; response to oxidative stress. The coding region runs from base 26 to 991 and encodes 321 amino acids. Gene Ontology annotation, cellular component: plasmodesma; plant-type cell wall.
AUCAAACUCAAAUACAAAUCCUAAAAUGAAGAGUUUCGGAGUUGUCGUGUUUCUUCUUGCUUUACUUAACUUGAAAAUCUGCCAUGGUGCUUUGCAAACAGGUUUUUACGUUGGCAAGUGUGGAAGGCAGAAUGUAGAAUCCAUCAUCAGAAAUGUUGUACGCCAAAGGUUUGCGAGGGACCCUACUAUUGUUGCUGCACUCCUCCGAAUGCAAUUCCACGACUGUUUUGUUACGGGGUGUGAUGCGUCCCUGCUCCUGAAUGGCCCUACAAGUGAAAAGACAUCGCCUCCAAACUUAAGUGUGAGAGGCUAUGACCUUAUCGAUCAGGCUAAAGCUGCAGUUGAGAGAGCUUGCCCAAGAGUCGUCUCAUGCGCUGAUAUCAUCGCCAUCGCUACUAGAGAUGCCGUCGCUUUGGCUAAAGGGAUAAAUUACAGAGUACAAACAGGACGGAGAGAUGGUUUGACUUCCCAAGCUAGAAAUGUCAACCUCCCAGGUCCUUCAAUUUCGGUCCCUUCUUCCAUAUCUUUCUUCGGCAGCAAAGGUUUCACUACUAGAGACAUGGUUCUUCUCAUUGGCGGGGGGCAUACUGUAGGGGUAGCGCAUUGUUCGUUUUUCCAAGAUCGGCUCUUCAAUUUUAGAAACACAGGUAGACGCGAUCCAUCCAUGAAUGCCAAUCUAGCUAAUACAUUGAGAGGAAGGUGUCCCAGAGGAUCACCGGUCGACAACAUAAUCAAUCUGGAUCAAACCCCCCGUAGUUCUUUUGUCGUUGAUAAUGGUUAUUACAGACAAAUAAGAGCCGGAAAAGGAAUUUUGGAAAUCGAUCAAGCCAUGGCAUUCCACCCUUCAACUAGAUCAAUCGUUUCUUCCUUGGCAAAUAAUGGGCGAACUUUCCAAACUCAAUUUGGUGCAGCCAUGAUCAAAAUGGGAGCUCUUCAAGUUCUUACCGGCAGGAAUGGACAAAUUCGAAGGACUUGUGGCGUCCGAAACUAGUCAUCAUUGUAAUUUAAACAAAACUCAUCUAUCUGUGCAUCUGUUUCCCCCAAGUGUGGGAGUAAUGGACUUCUAAAAUCCAGGUCUCCCUCAAAAAGACAUAAAAAAAAUUAGUGAUAUGUAAUUUAAUUUUAAACUUUAUUCUUUAUCGUAUCAUUUCUCUCA